CCACUUGAGCCGAGCAUAAAAAGCUGGACCGAGUCCAACGUAUGGUCACACUCACUCCAAAAACGGUAACAUUCAAACCACCACCAGUAAAAACAUCCUCCAAAAAAUGCAACACUUAUUCGCCUUCGCCCUCGUCCUCAGUGGCGGCCUUCUCAUCGCUGUCGACGCUCAUGGGAGGUUCAUGAAGCCACCAAAUCGUUCCUCAAUUUGGCGAGUGCCAGAAUUUGCUGGACAAAAUCCACCCCCAAAUUAUAACGAUAAUCAAUUAUAUUGCGGUGGAGCUCACCAGGCUGAUGAACCAGGGACCAACUGUGGCGUUUGUGGCGAUGGAUUCUCGGAGUCAGUCCCACGACCCAACGAGAUUGGGGGCACGUAUUACAAAGGCAUCAUCACGGGAGACUAUUCUGCUGGCCAGAUCAUCGAUAUUGAAGUUGACUUGACCACAAGCCACUUGGGUGCCAUGGAAUUUCGUCUCUGUACUAACCCCCAGACAGAAAAUCAGGCUUGUUUCAACCAAAACGUGCUCAGAAUUGUGGAAGGUCCUGGUGCCGGAACGACCAAGCUUCCCGCUGGACCGACAGGAUUGAUGCGAUCAAAGCUCCAACUUCCCUCGGGCGUUAGAUGCGAUCACUGCAUAAUUCAGUGGAAUUAUCGAGCCGGAAAUGGUUGGGGUGAUUGUGGAAAUGGAACGUCGGCAGCGGGAUGCGGGCCACAAGAAACGUUCCGUGGAUGCUCAGAUGUUCGAAUUCGUUAAAAGAUGGACAUUACCUUUUAAUUUGUAAUUCCCUGUAAAUAUUUAUUAAAUUUUCUUUCUUUGUUAAAAUACAGUGUCAACAACGUGCAAAUUUACAUAAUAAUACUUCCACAUUGCGUUCAUGAUUCAUAUGGACAUACAAGCUAAAUUACUACUUACUAAACUGUUUAAUUACACAAAAAUUAUGAUUUUUUAACAUGCUUUCACCGAUACAUGAUAAUUAUAAUUUAUUCUGUUAAAAUAAGUAUGUUGGGAAACAUUGUAAUUUUUAUAUAAAUAACAAGUCGCUACGGACAAUACCUACAUAUGUAUUACAUCUAUUCAGUGUAAGUUGUAAUCAUUGUUCGAAAAAAAUACAGACAAAAAAUUCAGCAGGUUA
Molecule: messenger RNA, 1133 nt
Organism: Folsomia candida
Lineage: Eukaryota; Metazoa; Arthropoda; Collembola; Entomobryomorpha; Isotomidae
Exons: 8
Coding region: 107-754 (215 amino acids)
Source: RefSeq, a predicted model, not a curated record